AUGUAUGUUUCCGAGCUCCUUCCCUACGCGCUGCUUGCGCUAUUUUGUUCCGGCGCCAUUGCGCAAGAUCCGCGAGUCCAGGUCGCUCUUACCCUUCAGAAUCCCGUGAACGGUGUCAGCAGCACUCCCGACGGCCGUCUCUUCAUCCUGUAUGCCCGCGUCGACGGCUCCACAGGGCCACAAGUCGCCGAGUGGCAUAACGGCAGCGACCCUACGCCCUACCCUAAUGCAGAAUGGAACUCCUACGCCGCAGGCAAGGAUCCUGCAACCCACCUGAUUCGCACGAACUCGCAGCGCAUCGGACCCGAUGGGACGUUGUGGCUAGUUGACACCGGUUCUCCAAGUUUCGGAGAGGCUGUUAUUCUGCCUGAAGGUCCGAAACUGGUCCAGGUAAAUCUGACCACGAACAGCGUGGCAAGGGUGUACAAUCUUGGCAACGUCACACUAGCCACCAGCCUGAUCGACGAUGUUCGUUUCAACCCAGCGGCUGGUCUAGCGUACAUUACGGAUGCCGGAACUCCAGGAAUCAUCGUUCUAGACCUCUCCAGUGGCGAUGCCAGACGCGUGCUCGAGGACGACCCUACCACCAAGGGUUUCAUGCCUGUCUCAGCGGAAGGCAAGCUCCUGCACGACUUGACAGGAGGCUUCGAGUACAUCUACGCCGACCAGCAUGAAGUCUCGCCUGACGGCCAGUACUACUACUAUCAACCCUGCUCCGGCGGCAUGUCACGCAUCGAGACGCAAUAUCUCAAUGAGGCCUUCUACAAUUCCUCCCUUGCUAGUCUUCUCUCGCAAUAUCCAGAGCCCUACGCUCUUACGCCGUCUACAGGAGGUACAGCGAUUGACGCCGCAGGCAAUAUCUACAAUAGCGAUACGGACAGGCAAGCGAUCAUCAAAAUAUCGCCCGAUGGCUCGUGGACCACCUUGGUGCAAGACCCUCGUCUGCUAUGGGUAGAUGCUAUGUGGAUUGAUACCUAUGGCAAACUGUGGAUGCCAGCUGCUCAGCUGAAUCGAGGGACGCCGUUUAACAAUGGCUCGAGUUUCAUACAGGCACCUCUCUAUGUCUACACUAUCGACAUCGGUAUUGGCCCGUCACCUAUCGAUCAUGCUUAG
Messenger RNA from Exophiala viscosa, 1113 nucleotides. RefSeq names its product major royal jelly protein. The coding region runs from base 1 to 1113 and encodes 370 amino acids. The transcript has 2 exons. Lineage: Eukaryota; Fungi; Ascomycota; Eurotiomycetes; Chaetothyriales; Herpotrichiellaceae. The record is from RefSeq and is a predicted model, not a curated record.